UUGGUGUGUAUAGCAGCUCGCAGUGCGAGGAGGAGGACCGAGCCCACCGGGGUCCCCGAUUCGAGUGAGCGGCGUCCAGAUUAAAGGGGUCAGCGGCCCGCCCCCUCUUCUCGCCUCGCAGCGGCGGCUCGAUUGCUGGAGAGAGUGGGCCGGAUCCGACCCUGGCCCACCGUCCAGACGCGCACCACACCGUCCACCGUGAGCCCAGCUACACCAAGCAGUGCGUUCACCGGCCGCCGGACAGGCUACAGUAUCUGGAUCCUUGUUCAUCGUCCGCAGCCAUGCUGGCACCAAGCAAGCUGUACGGGUUUCUGCUGCUGCUUCUGGCAACCUUGGAGGUGCAGUGCAGCGCACAGGAUACAACAACCAGGCCAACACCAACGUUCAAGCUCCACAGACCCCUGGGAUUCAACCGCAACGGCACCCGAACGUUCAAUCACACCAUACUGACAGUCCGCAGGAAGCCACUGUUCGGAAGCCGGAGGCUGAAGCCCAAACAAGAGAACGCGACCCCCACGAGCACUGAGAGCCUUCAGAACGUCGUUCCCGAUUACAAAAAGUCGCCGCUCGAAGGAAAGGACGACGCUGCUCCCACCACGACCAUAUUCCCACCACCCCCCGUAUUGCGUCCGUCGCCUGUAGAGAGCGCGGCCAACGCUCCGCAGGUGGUGCCUACAGAGCCGACCUUCAACCCCGACAAUUUCUUCACGACGCGGAAAAAGAAUCCAGUGGUGGUUGUAAGAAGGUUCCCCAAGGGUCCUGGCCAAGGAGAACGGGAUGCUGUCUCACCAAACGUCGGGGCUCCCAUGAAUGAAGCAGGUGGCAACGCGCAACCCGGACUGUUGCCUAUCGGCAACUUUCCAAGGCCCCUCCCGAGGCCCGGCUACGGUUAUCAACCCCCUCAGCCUGUCUUCGGAGGAUCAAUCCCAUUGGACACUCUCGGUGCCGGUGGAAUUCCGAGAUUCUUCACGCAAAGAGACAUCGAUUUCGUCGCGCAGGCCUUUAGGAAUGCCGCUGGUAAUGAGAGUAUACCCCCUCUAAACAUUCCAGCAUUCAAUGUUCCUUCUGCUAACCAGACUCAGCAGCAGGAACAGACUCAAGGGAGCAUUAUCGGCGUUGAAAACCAGAAGCAACAUCAGCCGAGAUUCCGAGUCCCUGAGAACGUCCUGAGGCAAGGUUACGCAGACAGUUUGAACAAUGGUUACCCAAACCAGCAGAGACCUCAUCUAGAUGGCUCGCAGCAGGCAGUUCCACUAAAUGCUCAACAACGUCCGCCACUCGGCCCCGAUGGACGUCCCCUUGUGUUCCAGGUACCCAAUGGAGCGUACCGAGUCGCCUAUCAACCGCAAGCGGGGCCUUAUCCUAACAACGUACAGCCUCAGCUGUUCCCGAACGUUGUUCCAAAUGGUGGCUACCCUCAAGGACAGGGCGAAGAUCAGGUGUACGGUUUGGACCCUAGACUCUUCAGACCUAGCUACCCAAUCGUUCAAGGCGGGCUACAAGUUCCUCAACGCAAGCAGCAGCCAUUCAAUCCUGCACUUCAACAUGUGCCGACUUCAAGGCCCGGCCAGCAGACACUGGCCCCUCCGCUCGAGCAGGGAAGGGCUAACCCUGGCCUUGUCUACCAGAACUACUUGCCCAUGCAGAACAUUAACCCCGUCUCUGGGUUCUCCCCUAGUGGGACAGGGAACCUACAGGGUGGCGGGUACUCCCCCAGUGGAGCGGUACCACGGGGAUUCCGCUUCAUCCCCAUUCCCAGCAACGACAGAGUCGUCGCUCUUCCAGACGAGGUCUUCGCGAACAGCUUUACACCGAAUCAGCUGGUGGAAAUCAGGGACGGCCGUGCCAUCCCCGUUCAGCCCGUGUAUGCCGUGUACCCAGGAAGGAACAUGAUUGGAUACCCACCACCCGCGUCUGCAAAGGAGGCUGCCGAGCGACCACCGGCGGGAGGCGUGGUGCGCAGGCCGUUAUACCAGGGAGAGUACGCUGGCGGACUGGAUGUCCCGCCGCAGGCGCCUCAGAAGAGAACAGGUUUCAUCGAAGGCCGAGAACCGGAUGUUCCAUACUCAGCCGCUGCGCACGAUGUCAUGUACACCUACAGACCGGACAUGAUUCCUGGCUGCACCAACGGAAGCAAGGAGGCCAUCUACUGUCUCCGGGACGACGAGUAUCCGCGGGCGGCUCUGCAUUUGUCCGUGGACCUGGAGCAAAACACGAUGCACAGGCUGUUGCCGGAGACGCCCGAGGGAGAUGGCAGAGCGGCGGCCGCGCUGUUUGUCGACGGCUUCGUGCCUCUCAAGGAAUCCCCGGCCGCACGCGACAACAACGGCGAGCAAGCGUCCGGAAGCGGUGUAAACGGCACAGUCGCCGAGUUGCCGUCGCUGAGUGACGACGGCAGCCUGUUCGCAUGCGCGUCUCGCGUGACGCACGCUCGACCACUGCGUGCGCGUACCGUCCAAGGCCUCUGGAAGGUGGUGGUCAACAUGCACAGCCCUCAUGGUCGGGGAGCCUUCCAGCAGAUGGUGCGCACCGAAGAGUGCAUGGAACCUGGCGGCAGCUGCAGCAACCUGGUACAGUCGUCUCGGUGCGUGCAAAAGUACAACCUGCACCGGCUGGUGGUGUGGACGCGCCAGGAGGGCAUCCACAUGGACACCUUCCGCCUGCCGGUAGCUUGCUCCUGUUACGUGGGGAAGGCAGACAGGAAGGCGACGCAGCUGCGUCGAGGCCCCGGCAGGACCUAAGACGCAACAGCCACCAUCUCCCUUCAAUCUACUGCGUUGGUCACAACCGGUGCCGCACGGACGGCGCGUGUCUACCAUGGUCUGUCUUGCAGCUGAGCGCGUGACGACGCCCUGAAGUGCGUCGCCAUUUUACGUCGAAUCCUGCGCUGCGGAAUUCGAGACAAUCAUUUUCUGUGAAUACCGGACACCGAGUGCGGCCGGCAUAAUGCUCUUCUUGUUUUUUACGUUAAUAUUUUUUUUUCUACGGAUGUGAGCGUGAUGCAAGGUUGGGUGACAAUGGCUUUGAAGCCUGGCGUUCCGAACAGACUCUGGAGAGAGCCAAGCUAGAACGUUUAAUGUUUUAUAAGUCUUAGUAUUGCUUUUAUAAGACACAGCUGAAGAUUGGCCAUCCCUCUUAAACCCUACCUGUCGCGACGGUCGGUCGCGAUGCACGAGAUGUAGUGAAAACAACUGCGUUCUGUUCGACCGGGCACUUGGAGGGGGGGGGGGGGCUACUUGCAUAAGACGAUGUACUUUCUUCCAGCUCUCGUUGCAGCAUCGCGGCACUCAACUCUCGCACGCCAAGCGUUUUACAAUUCUCGACUUGCUCGUAGCUGCUAGAAUAUAAAUAAGGUCCUGUGAGCAUUUUUCUGCAGAGAUUUAGAAUUCGUUCGGCCGUGCGAUGACCUGAAAGCGUGCCGCUCUAGCGUAUCCGGAGAUGUAAAAAAGAAAAACGAAGGCUUAACACAGCUAGAGGUACUGUUUCGAGCGUAAUAUUGAUACUCGACGAGAAACAAAAAAGUCGCGAAGCAUUUGACAUUAUCUAUUGCCUGCAGCGUGACGAAAAUAUGUCUAUUUGUUGAGUAAAAACGCUUCAUGAAUCAACCUACUUUCGUCUACCACUGUACGGACAGCUGCUCAUGACGUUAGAGCGUGAUCUGUCGCAAUAGCGCAUCGCCCUUCUCGUACCCGGCUACCGCAAAAUGGCUUGCUGCCGUAACGACCAGCGUACGAGUGCGAUACCUUUCCUACAGCAUAUGCCAGUCGAGUGCGCUAUAUGCCGUCACAGGCAUACAUACGCACGUUAACAAUUUCCGGACACGAGGCGCAUUUGCACGGCUCAUCGAACCUUUGUCUAGCAGUCCCGUUAUACGGUGUUAUAAUUACGAUGCGUUUAUUGUACUUUUUAAUUGACUUCCUUCUGACUGUCAUGUAUACACUGACGGACACGUUACGGUAAUUGCCGACACUGUAGUUUUUUCAGUCUCUUCAUAAUACUGCGAUAUACUUCGUUGCUUUCUGUAUAUUACUUUCGCGAGAUGCGAGGGGAAAACCGGUAGCAAUUUUUUUUUUCUGCAUACGCCGUUCUAGACUGCGCGGCUGCUGUAAUUCGCUUUAAGUGUUUUUCUUUUCUUCUUCUUUUUUUCUUUGUCGCGCCGUCUGACUCAGUUGUCAACAGUUCAACAUUCGCGGGGAAGCCCCGUCGACACAUCCAUUCAACUUCUUCGACUUUAUUAUACGCCCAACCGCAUUCCAUUGCUGCCUGGUGCUUUUUUUCUUCUUUUUUUUCCUUCGUUUACGUGUCACCCCUGCUUUGAUGCGCGCGCUACUACGCCAGAGUUGAGAGCAGGAAGCAUCUCGGCUUUCGUGGCGCUAAAUGAAAAGGCAAAUGUGAACUUCGCCACAGCUGGUUCUUUGUGCGUUAUGUUAAAAUGUUUUGUUUGUAGUUUAUAUUGCGUGUCUACUCGCGAAAGUUGAAGCGAAAUAAAAUCCACACGUGUUCUUGAGAA
Rhipicephalus sanguineus (brown dog tick) is the source of this 4510-nucleotide messenger RNA. RefSeq lists its product as uncharacterized. Bases 282 to 2741 code for a protein of 819 amino acids. Gene Ontology annotation, biological process: regulation of Toll signaling pathway; innate immune response; central nervous system formation. Gene Ontology annotation, cellular component: extracellular region. Gene Ontology annotation, molecular function: Toll binding; growth factor activity. The record is from RefSeq and is a predicted model, not a curated record. The transcript has 4 exons. Lineage: Eukaryota; Metazoa; Arthropoda; Arachnida; Ixodida; Ixodidae.